Messenger RNA from Peronospora matthiolae, 1518 nucleotides. The record is from the annotation of a GenBank genome assembly. Lineage: Eukaryota; Oomycota; Peronosporomycetes; Peronosporales; Peronosporaceae.
AUGUCUGGAGCCAUUGGUCUGAGCCAACAAGGCGUCGAGCUCGCCAACAUCAUGCGCAGCACCGAAGACGUCGAGCGCAAGACCAAGAUCUUCUGCACGCUCGGCCCCGCCUGCUGGUCGCAAGACGGCAUUGGCGAGCUCAUUGACGCCGGCAUGAACGUCGCCCGCUUCAACUUUUCCCACGGCGACCACGCGAGUCACGCCGAGACGCUCAACCGCCUUCGCGGCGCGCUGGCCAGUCGUUCGCACAAAAAUGUAGCCAUUAUGUUGGACACGAAAGGGCCGGAGAUCCGGACGGGCUUUUUCGCCAAUCACGACAAAGUCACGAUCCAGAAAGACGCCAUUGUGGAACUGACCACGGACUAUGACUUCCUGGGCGACGAGACCAAGAUGGCGUGUUCGUACUCGGAGCUCCCGCAGUCGGUGCAAGUGGGCGGCACCGUCCUCGUAGCGGACGGCUCGCUCGUCCUCACGGUGGUGGAAAUCAAGCCUGACGGGAUCGUUACGCGUGCUAAUAACACGGCGACGCUCGGCGAGCGCAAGAACAUGAACCUGCCUGGGUGCAAAGUGCUGCUCCCGACGCUGACGGAGAAGGACGAGGACGAUCUCGUGAACUUUGGCCUCAUGCACGGCGUCGACUACAUUGCCGCGUCGUUUGUCCGCACGGGGCAGGACGUUGACAACAUCCGCAAGGUGCUGGGUCCACGCGGUCGGAGCAUCAAGAUUAUUGCCAAGAUCGAGUCGCUCGAAGGCUUGGAAAACUUUGACGAGAUCUUGACCAAGACGGACGGCAUUAUGGUCGCUCGUGGCGACUUGGGCAUGGAGAUCCCGCCGGAAAAGGUCUUUCUCGCACAGAAGAUGAUGAUCCGUAAAGCCAAUAUUGCUGGCAAACCUGUCGUGACGGCCACGCAGAUGCUCGAAUCUAUGAUUUAUGCCCCGCGACCGACUCGUGCCGAGUGCACAGAUGUGGCUAAUGCCGUGCUGGAUGGCACGGAUGCUGUGAUGCUGUCGGGGGAGACGGCAAACGGCGAGUACCCUACCGAGGCUGUGACGAUGAUGGCCAAGAUCUGUGUGCAGGCGGAGGGUGCUAUCCACUACGAUGAUGUGUACCAAUCGCUGCGUAAUGCUGUUUUGGACACGUACGGACCGAUGUCUACGCAAGAGGCAAUUGCGUCGUCGGCGGUGAAGACCGCUAUCGAUAUCAAGGCCAAGAUGAUUGUGGUGCUAACGGAGUCAGGAAGCACCGCGCGGUUGGUGUCCAAGUUCCGUCCAUCGAUGCCUGUGCUGGUGCUGACGGCCAUGGCUGGCAGUGCUCGCCAGGCCGAGGGCUUUUACAAGGGCGUGAGGGCUCGCUGCAUGGGAUCGAUGAUCGGCACCGACUCGAUCUUGUACCGCGCGACGGACUUGGGCAAGCAGUAUGGCUGGGUGAAAUCUGGCGACAAUGUUGUUGCCCUCCACGGCAUGGUGGAAGCCCGCUCGGGCUCGACCAACAUGCUGAAGGUGCUUACUGUAGACUAG